Spirodela intermedia is the source of this 5406-nucleotide messenger RNA. NCBI's taxonomy places the organism in Eukaryota, Viridiplantae, Streptophyta, Magnoliopsida, Alismatales, Araceae. The record is from the annotation of a GenBank genome assembly.
AUGGCGGACAAAAACUCCGCUGAAGCUUCCAGUUCAAGUCAAGUUGGUGAUGAAAGUUCGGAGGCUACUGUUGAGAUCAAUGUCAAGACCUUGGAUUCUCAAAUCUUUCCUUUUCGAGUGAACAAGAAUGUAAUUCCUUACAAACUCUGUUAUUCUUUUUUUUUUCAAUUGAUGUUGAUAAGAAUGACAGUGUUUGCCGAGUCUUUUUGAAAUUUUAUUGAUGUUGUAUGCACCACAGUGUAAGUUGAUUCUUUCGUGUUAUAUACUCAAAACCGUUAGUAGGACUCUAUGUAAAUUUUUUAGGUUUGUAGAACGUUUGAGUUACAUUAUGGUGUAGACCGCUUUGAUUUUGUGUUCAGAAUUCAUCUUUAUCUUCCUUAAACUUAGUAUAUUGUCAUACGCCUACAACAUUUCUUCAGAUGCCAGUACUGACGCUGAAGGAGAAAAUAGCAAAUGUCAUUGGUCUUCCAGUAGAGCUGCAACGACUCAUUUUCAGGGGAAAGGUUCUGAAGGAUGGUGAUCUUUUGUCUGCUUACCGUAUCCUUUUCCUUUUUUUUAACCAUGCAGCAGUAAAUCGUUGAAAAACUUCUUUGCAUAGUUCGUUAUUUUAUGGAACUAAUGACGCAGUAGAACAAGGAUGCUAGAGGACUACUGCCAGAAACCAGUAUAUUUUUGUUAUAAAAGGCCACUUGUCUUAUUGCCUUGUGCCGGAAAGGAGAGACUCGGAGGUGUGAAACUCGCUUGCUCAACCUAUGAGGGAUGCAAUUGGUUAGUGUGGGGACAUGCUGUCAAGAGAGGCGGGGUACUAAUGGUGAUCUUCCAUGGAAUCAGCUUGUUUAAUGAAACUAGUAUCUUAUCAUAAUGACUGCUUCGGAAUAAUGGCGAUAUUCCGAAGCAGUAUCAUAAUCUCAUGUGUCACUUCACAUGCACUUGAGAUUAGUGGGAUUUUUCGUUUGUUUGAGUUUCUUUCGGUUUAGACGUUGUAUAUGUGCCUUGACUAUUUUUAGACGUUGAAGACGGGCAUACAAUCCACCUAGUUGCAAGACAGGCUGUUCAGAGUGAAAGUCAACUUGGCACAAGCUCUACAGGGACAGGUGGGAAUGUGGACACCACAUGUUUGCUACUGUCCACUAAUUUUGAAGAAAAUUAGAGGCUAAAAAACUAAAAUGAAGAAAAUAAUUCUCAAUCUCUUUCAUCAUAUCUGUUUGUCAGGGAAUGAUCCUGCGGCUGGUGCUCCUUGGAACAGGAUGGGGGUUGUUGGGCAAGUAUCGCAUAAUUUAGUUCUCGGACCCAUCAGCAUAAGCGACCAGAGUGAAAACAUUGUGCCUGAUGUUACUCGGGUAUUCUCCGAACCUGAGACCUAGUAGUGUAAUAAUUGAUUGACGUGAUAUCUCUCUUUAUGUCCUCUUUCUGUGUUUGUCCACAGAUUAUUGGGUCUGUUCUUAGUUCUCUGGGCCUUGCAACUCCGACAAGCAAUUCAGGGAUUGCUGGCAGUUCCUCAUCGGGCAUUGCAGUGAGUUGCAGUUGAUUUUCUAAUGUUGUCUAAUAGGUGCUUCAAUCCUCUAAGUGUGUUAUUUAUGUUUACAGCCCAAUUCAUCAAGCCAUCCCUCACAAACUAUUAACUCAAAUACAACACAUUCUACCAGUGGGGGAACUACAACGGAAAAUCAAUUACCAAUUUCCACAAAUCUUUUCCCAUUUCCGCUUUUUAACCAGUCUCAAUCUCAACCAUUUCAUCUGGUAAGUUUUCGUCCUUUUUUUAAAUAGUCUCUUAAUUUUAUUGUGUCCUGUAUAAAACAUGCACUUUGGGUUUUCCCCUUGAUCUUUGUAGGCAACCUUUGCUUCUUUGACGACUCUUUCUUCCUUCAUCAGUCGUCUGGAGCAGGCGUUAUUGCUUAAUGGUUGUGUUAUCCAUCCUCCAAUGUUCUUAUAUUCAGAACUUGUUUUUUUUGUCUGUAUAAUUUGAUUGCUCUUUUGUCCCUUGUAGGUUAUCAGUCACCUACCCCUGGUAGUGAAGGUUCCUCAGGUUCUGACUUGGCAUCAUCUACAUCUGGGUCGCCAACCCCAGAAUUGUUAGGUGCUGUAAUGUUUCAAGCACAAAGGUUGGUCCAUGGGCAAGCAGCCGCUGCACUCUCGGUAAGUCCUACCUUGUUGGUAGAUUUUGGAGUUUGUUAUCAGAUUCGAUGUCUCCACAUCCUCCUAUAACUUGGUCCUUGAGGAAUACUUUUUGACGCCAAUUAUAAGGUAUUUGAUUUCUCCAUAGCCUCUUGUAAAAUCCGUGGGAUGGUGAGGUAUUUGCAAUGACGAAGAUAAUCCAUUUCUUGAAUUAUUUGCUAGCUAUUUGAACACAAAGAAAUGCCCAUUUUUUCGUGCGUUCAGUCUACUAACAGACUCUACUGGAAGCUUCGGUGUCUUGUUAAGCUGCUCUUUUCUUCUUAGUUUUGUCUAAAUCCUUGUAAUUAGCGUCAUAAAAAUGCUUUCCGUGCAAAGGCACUGACAACAAGGGAGUUAGUGGUGUGUAAGAAUGACAGAAAAUUGAUAAUUUUCGAAGUCUCACACAGAUGACUUAGAUGACUUAUCCUUAAGAAUGCUACAACCUGAGCAUUAGUUUACAUAGAUGACUUAUCCUUAAGAAUGCUACAAUCUUGUAGCAUAUUGCAGGGCGUCUGGCAAGAGAAGGAUCAUCUACAGAUCCAGCUGUGCGUGGUCAGAUUCAGAACCAGGCAAUGCAUCUGGGAGUGGCAAUGCAGCAUUUAGGCGCGAUGCUAUUGGAACUUGGCCGUGCUACCUUGACCCUGCGCAUGGGUGAAUCACCUGUAUGUUCUGGGUUUUAUCUGCUUAUUUUGGUCUUCCUGUCUUUCUUUACAGUACUUAUUUGUAGAUCUUACCGUUCACAAAAAUACAGGCGGAAGCUUUUGUUAAUACUGGACCGGCAGUUUAUAUUUCAGCAGCAGGACCAAGUCCUAUGAUGGUUCAGGUUAUUAGAAAUGAUCACCGUCUUCUCUUUUUCCUGGGCCACCUUGUUUUACAUUUGUCUACUGCUAACAUUUCGCGUUUCUGUGCAGCCUGUACUUCACACGACUCCCCUAUUUGGGCUUUCACCCAAUUUCCCACUUGCAAGCACCGGAGUCCCUGGGCAAGUUAGAACAGGGGAUGCUCUCAGAAGUUUGAAUAUCCACGUACAUUCUGGUAAGAAAAAUCUGCUGACAUGUCAAUAUGUGCAUACAUUCUGGUAUGAAAAUUUUCAUUAUUAUUAUUUCAAGUUAUAAUGUGACGUGGAUUAUCAGGGACACCUGUAGCUGCUGGUGUAUCAUCUGUUGGGACAAGGACUACCAGUGGCGAACAUACUGGGCACGAUCCUGUGGGCAUGAACAGAAAUGCCACAGGAGGGUCAACGCCAGCACAGGGAUUGCCAUCGGGACUAGUUGUUACAGCAGCAGCUCCAGCACAGUCCACAAGAGAAGCAUCUCGCCAGGCCCUAAGUGCCAUCUACCCAAUUCCUGUUCCACGCCAGCAAUCAAACUCUGUUGGUAAUGUCUCCGGCCCUGCAGAUAGUGGGUCUCUAAGGAAUGAGGGCCCUGCAGUUUUGCAGACUACUGAACGUGGAAGUGGUCUGAAUGUAAUGCGGGAUGGUGCUACCACUCUGUCUGUUGCAAACGAGCAAGCUGGCUCAUCUGCUAGUAUUUCACCAACCCCCGAUUCAUUACCUGCUGGUGAUGGUUCACAAUCUGUUACUCCGGAUGAAUACUAAUAAAUGAAUGAUUUUCCUGUUUGUAAUUGACCAUACGUAUCUCAUGCUCAAUCUCAUUUAGGUUCCUCCUCUGUAUCAGAAACUGAGAGAGGUGGUCAGCACCCGCCACGGGGAAAUAGGGAGCCUGAUACGGUAGACCGUAGUGGAAAUGCUUUGGAGCAUCUGGAAAGUGACAAAUCUGCAACUGAAAGCACGGGGGUACUAUUAUUUUUUUACAGUGAUUUAUUCCUUUAUCUGCCCUUGCUAUCGGGUUCGUACUGAUGCAUCUACUUGCCAGAUCAAACCUGAUGCAACCCGGCUGGUACCUGGCGAUCCCGAAGUUUAUCCAGCCGCUCAGAUCGCCGGAACAAGUCAGAGUAACCUGCGGGCUGAGGAGAAAAAACCUGUUCCUCUGGGGUUAGGACUUGGGGGUUUGCAACCCAAGGUGAGCAUCGACGAAAUUCUUUGGCUCCUUGCAUAUAAAACUCGUCACUUCUAAUGGCCACCGCAGGACUUGUUUGGCGUUCUUCUGUUGUUUGCUUCUCAAAAUGCCGGUCUGACGGGCUCCUCACUUUCCGUUUAUUUCGUUUCUGUACUCAGAAGAGAGGUAAACAGUCGCAGUCGCAGUCUAUUGCCAUGGGUCAGCAAGUUUUGCAGUCGCUUGUAUCGCAGGCAGACUCAAGACGUGGCGGUGGUUCCACCGCCGGGCUGCCGGGAGCUCAGCAGGCCCAGGGGAAGGGUUCUCAAACCGGAGAUUCCCUUCUGGGUUUAUUGGGGGGACAAGGCGGUUUUGAUAUUUCAACAAUAUUUCAGCAGAUGAUUCCCGUCGUCUCCCAGGUUUUGGGAACAGGUCCCGGUGCGCCGUCACCUGAUGUCGAGGCCAAGUCUCAGGCUCCACGCGGUGAUCGUCGGUUCCCUAGUGACGACCAGUCUUCAGAAGACCCCUCUCAGGUACUUAUUUCUUUCUCUGAUUAGUUAUGUAUCUGUGCCAUUCGGGUUUUGAUGCUUAGAAUUUCUCGGGAAAAAUCGUAUGUUAGGAUAGGAGCAAGAGGAACCCACCAUUGUAUCCUCUAUAGAAUUAAACGAACAGAAAACCCUUUGUCAUGGUCAAAAUAUCAUUUGUCUCAAUCAGUUCGGAAGAACAGGAAGAAAACCCGCGAGUCAGUUAUGUCUGAAUCUCUGCUAGAGGGUAAAAAAAUAAAGGGUAGUAAUAAGUUUAAGGUUCAAAUGGAAUAUGCUAUUAAAACUCUCUCUCGCUCUCACUCUAACCGCUGCAUGGCGUGGGCUUGAAUGGCAUUCUGGGAGGGUGGGGUUGGCCUCGCAUGGAAUGAAUGGGUCGUUUUGACUUUCUCUUCUGGUUUUGCAGAUCGAUGUACGGUCGAUCAUCGAGCGGCUCCGACGCGGAGAACCCCGGGGCGAUGCUUUCCGAGAUAUGAUCGAGAGCGCGGGACGGCUGUACGGAGGGGAAAGCGAUAUAGAAGAUCUGUUACAAUUCCUUUGCGACAAUGAGGAGCUCUCAAACGUACGUCAUCUCCAAGUGACUCCACUCCCCCUUUGCGUGCUGCCCGCCGUUCUUCAAGGCUGUGCUUUUAUCAAUCUUGCAGGAAUACUUCGAGAUGUUGAGAGGGGCCGCACGCCGCCGGGGAGCUGGAUCGGGCUCGGGUUCUGGCUCUUGA